Molecule: messenger RNA, 1737 nt
Organism: Sparassis crispa
Lineage: Eukaryota; Fungi; Basidiomycota; Agaricomycetes; Polyporales; Sparassidaceae
Product: Alpha,alpha-trehalose-phosphate synthase [UDP-forming] 1
Exons: 5
Coding region: 1-1737 (578 amino acids)
Biological process (GO): trehalose biosynthetic process; cellular response to heat
Cellular component (GO): cytosol; alpha,alpha-trehalose-phosphate synthase complex (UDP-forming)
Molecular function (GO): alpha,alpha-trehalose-phosphate synthase (UDP-forming) activity
Source: RefSeq, a predicted model, not a curated record
AUGGGCCGGUACAAGAUGGACCUCCUAACCCUAACGGACGCCAUGGCUCUGCCCCGCCCAUCCAUGUCCGCCCUGCCCACCUCCCCCGUCCUCGACCUCGACGCCGCCGGGCAUCUCAUCGUCGUCUCCAAUCGCCUCCCGGUCACCAUCAGCAAGGAUGCCGGCGGCGAGUACCACUUCAAGAUGUCCUCCGGCGGCCUCGUCUCCGCCCUCUCCGGCUGCAAGAAGACGAUGUCCUUCACCUGGAUAGGCUGGCCCGGCUUCUUUAUUCCGCCCAAGGACAGACCGAUCGUCGACCGCCGUCUCAUGGACGAGUACUCCUGCCAGGCCGUCUACCUCGACGACGACGUCGCCGACCGCCACUACAACGGCUUCUCCAACUCCAUCCUCUGGCCGCUCUUCCACUACCACCCCGGCGAGAUGAACUUUGACGAGGAGAACUGGCUCGCCUACCGACAGGCCAACAUGGCCUUUGCCCAGGUUAUCCUCAAACAGCUCAUCCCCGGCUCCAUGGUCUGGGUCCAGGACUACCACCUCAUGCUCCUCCCCAUGCUCCUCCGCACCCUCAUCGACCACGUCAACGUCUCAGACCUCGACCGCAUACUCGACGGCAUCGAACUCAAUGAUGUCCACCGCACCCGCAUCCACAACGUCAAGAUCGGCUUCUUCCUCCAUACUCCCUUUCCCUCCAGCGAAAUCUACAGAAUUCUCCCAGUCCGGCGCGAGAUCCUGCUCGGAAUCCUCUACUCGGAUCUCAUCGGCUUCCACACCUACGACUACGCGCGGCACUUUCUCUCCUCAUGCACGCGCAUCCUCGGCCUGCCGACGAUGCCGAACGGCGUCGAGUUCGAGGGACGGCUCGCGCACGUCGGGACGUUCCCCAUCGGCAUCGACCCGUCCUCGUUCAUCGACACCCUGAAAAAGGAGAGCGUGCAGAAGCGCAUACGGCAGCUCGAGAGGCGCUUCGACGGCGUCAAGGUCAUCGUCGGCGUCGACCGCCUCGACUAUAUCAAGGGCGUGCCCCAGAAGCUCCACGCGCUCGAGCUCUUCCUCACGCAGCACCCCGAGUGGAUCGGCAAGAUCGUGCUCGCGCAGCUUGCGGUGCCGUCGCGGCAGGACGUCGAAGAGUACCAAAACCUGCGCGCGACCGUGAACGAGCUCGUGGGCCGCAUCAACGGCCGCUUCGGCACGGUCGACUUCAUGCCGAUCCACUUUAUGCACAAGAGCCUGCCCUUUGACGAGCUCUGUGCGCUGUAUGCCGUCAGCGACGUGUGUCUCGUCAGCAGCACGCGCGACGGCAUGAAUCUCGUCUCGUAUGAGUAUAUCGCGUGCCAGCAGCAGCGGCAGGGCGUGAUGAUCCUGUCCGAGUUUGCGGGCGCGGCGCAGAGCCUGAACGGGAGCAUCGUCGUGAACCCGUGGGACUCGCAGCAGGUCGCGGACGCGAUCUUCGAGGCGGUCACCAUGGACGCGGAGACGCGCGCGGAGAACCACCGGAAGCUGUUCAAGUACGUGAACAAGUACUCGGCGGCGUUCUGGGGGACGUCGUUCGUGCGCGAGAUGACGAAGCUGCGGACGGAGGACGCGGAGGGCCCGCCGCCGCCGUCGCCGCAGGCGCUCAAGAGCGGGCAGGCGGAGCUGCAUAUCAAGCGGGAGGACGUGCGCGGGAGCACGAUCGUGGACGGGAACGUGCCGCUCACCCCGCCCGUGAACGCGCUUGCGCCCGCGAACGCCGCGUAG